GACGCAGGAACAGCUGCCUGUAGCAUUGACUGUAAGAUCCUGUUCGAUCAUCUUGCACUCAAAUCAGCAUGUCAGGUAUUUAUGCCCAUGCAAGCCAAACAGAGGCGCGUUUCCUUGUUAUGAUGCCACACUUAAUGAACUUAAAACGGAAUGCAUAACCAAAGCUGUUGCAGCACAGAGCUUAGAUAAAGCACAAAGUCACAUGACUGCAGCACUGUCUUGCGCUCGCAAAGGCUGUGCUGUCCUCUUCCUCAUCGACAAAUCAGUCGCUGGCUUAAUGUAAACACCUUGCGUUGCUUUGUUCCAAAAUCACCGGCUCAAGUCAAAAAACAGCCAUGCCAUGGAUACUCUAUGGCAAUAUCAGUUCAGGAUCAUUCUACUGGGGGACUCAACGGUAGGAAAAUCGUCUUUGUUGAAACGCUUCACUGAUGGAAUAUACAGCGAUGUGGCGGACCCGACGGUCGGCGUAGAUUUUUACGCCCGUGCACUAGAAAUCGAACCUGGGGUCAAAAUCAAGCUACAGCUCUGGGAUACUGCUGGCCAAGAACGUUUUAGGUCGAUCACCACCUCUUACUACCGAAACUCUGUGGGAGGCCUCCUGGUGUUCGACCUGACCAAUCGCAAGACCUUUGAGCACGUGCGGGAGUGGCACCGUGAGGUGAGCGAGCAUAUCCUGCCGCACCACAUGGUCUACAUCCUGAUUGGCCACAAGAGCGACCUGAACAAGGACCGCAAGGUGUCGCGCGACGAGGCCGAGCAGCUGGCCGCCGAGAUGGGCAUCCGCUACGUGGAGACGUCGGCCAAGUGCAACAGCAACGUGGACCGGGCCUUCGAGCUGCUGACGCGCGACAUCUACGAGCUGAUGAAGAUGGGCGAGAUCUCCACGCGUGACGGCUGGGACGGCGUGAAAAGUGGCCUCACCGCCAAGGUGCUCUACCCGGCCGAUGAGGACGACCUGGCGCAGGAGAGGGAGAAGAGCUGCAACUGCUGACUCGGUUGUUUUUGUUUGUUUGUUUGUUUGUUUGUUUGGGGGUUGUUGCCCCUGCGUCGCACACAAUUUUUAUUUCUCUCUCUCUCUCUUUCUCUCGUGUGUCCACGUCACUGCCCUGUUCAAUGCUGUCAGUGCCACACAUUCCCCCGCAAACACACACACACACAAACACACACACACACACAUACACACACACACACACACACACACACACACACACAUAUACAGUGAUGCCAUGCGUACGUCAGAGCCUGGGCUGUCUGGCAUCUGCAGGUCCUUGUCUUGUGACAUCAUCUUCGCUCACCCUGCACCUGAUUUCCUGUGUGUCGGUAUCCUGAGGAGUAGAGGUCUGUUAGAGAACGGGAGACACACACACACACACGUGUGUGUUUAGCCUCAUGUGAUUGGGCUGUGAGAUCUGUGCACUAUUGCUUGGCUAGAUCUGAACAUGUCUGGAACAGACUCCUGUGCAGAAGGAAGAGACAGGGCCUGAGGACCAGUUGUGAAUCCUGACUACCCUCUCAUCCCUUUAGCUUAUUGAAUUGGUCAAUGUAAACUGGCACCAGACUUGUGGACGAUUUGCAAAUCAUGGUCUGGCUAGUCUCCUGUUGUCAUUUUUCAAGACCAUUGCUCCUGUCUUUGUCUGUCGUUGUGAUACUGCAGUCAACACAGUGAUGGUCACGCAAUCAUUUUUCAAGGCGGCUGUGCUAUGAUGAAUGAUUGACUCGAGUGCCAACUGGCAUAACUUAUUAUACUCAAGUCCAUGUUAAAAGAGAACCACUAUUUUACCAAACAAUGCAGAGCUUUAAAAUAUUCAUAUUGCGCAGAUGACGCUCUUCC
Molecule: messenger RNA, 1831 nt
Organism: Clupea harengus (Atlantic herring)
Lineage: Eukaryota; Metazoa; Chordata; Actinopteri; Clupeiformes; Clupeidae
Gene: rab42a
Product: RAB42, member RAS oncogene family a
Biological process (GO): Rab protein signal transduction
Molecular function (GO): GTPase activity; GTP binding
Source: RefSeq, a predicted model, not a curated record